UUCAGUUGCCAGGUGAAUUCUCUAGCGUGAAAACAAAUGAUGGAACAACACACAAACACAACAAUAUAACUCCAAAAAUUCCGAAUACCCCAAACAACUUCAACAACACCAACACUUUAUCGAAUUCGCCAUGGAAAGUAUGAGGAAUGAUAAACCGAAAUUGUCUCGAGCCCAAGGCAGCUCGAAUCAUAGCCAGCGCCUUCCUCCAAUACGCCCUCCCCCAGCGCCUGGCUCUAUACGUGCUAUACUACUCGAAAAUUGCACCACUCGACUCUUUGUUCAUCCGUUUGAUUGGACUGCCGAUCAUUAUCGCGCUCUUCACAUCGAACUUGUUACAUCUGCUAAUGUAGAGGAGCCGAUAGCUGAAGAUAUUAAAUCACAAAUUGCUGAAAGCAGAAUAAUAGAGGGAGCAUUAUGGGAUGUAAAUGGUUGUGAUUUGAUAAAAAGAGACAAAGCGAUUCGAAGUUUAGUGAUCAAUAUGGCAAAAGUAUAGAACCUGCAUUUGGAAUAGAAAAGAUUACAUUUCAUGUAUGAGAAUCAGGUUAUUGCUAAACUUCAUGAUGUUCUGGUUGCUUGGCCUCGAUCUCGAUCUACGUCUGAGGUUGAUUCAAGACUCCCAAUCUGGGCAUAUACUCACCGAAAGUGUACAAUUGCUGCACGACGGAAUUGGUACAAAUCUAAAAAGAAACUAUGGUCCUUUGUUUGGAAUGAGGCCAUCCGCAAACAGGAGCUUCCAAUUGACCCUAUUUACAUCGCUAUUCUGAUCGCUCUAGCUCAAUAGAGAAGGAGAUUCAUUCCGCAAGGACCAACAUCGUAUCAGGUAUUUUGUUUCUCUUUGAAUAAUAUAUAAUGCUAAUUAGUUAUAAUAGGUCACUCUUUUUGUCCCUAUACAUAAAUGAAUAAUAAUAGCCAAUACUCUUUUAUCAAAUACUGUAAUACCUACAUCACCACAAACUCAAAAGCGAAAAGUAGUAUCAAAUAUUAUACAAUACACAGCCGAUAUUUCAACCAUAUAUUUACAGAAGUUCGAAGAACCUUACAAAUUUUAUAAUGCUAGUCUUUGCAUUGAACAAAAGAUAUUACCGAUCAACGAAGCUGCUAUAUUCUUUCAAGCUAUGCAAUCUGCUUCCAAUUACCUUAAUACAUACCCAAAACCUUCUUUUGAGGAGUCUACUUCGAAACGCAAAGCAGACGAUCAAAAGCUGGAAAGCAAGCGGAGGAAAGUUUGUAGUAUAUGAUGCAUCUCUUUUACACCAAUCAUUCGAUUUUGCACGGAUAUCUAAAUGUUGGAAAUUGUUACACAAGACCUCGUUACAGGUCUAAUAUUCAUGCAGGUCAUAAAUUAGUAUCAUUUGCCGAUCGGUUAAUGUUGAUUGCCGACAAUGUUGCCGUGCAUAAUUCGGCCGAUCAGCGUACAGACCAGCGUGAAUCUAUCAUUCACAUUUACAUAUUUUACAAUGUCUACUUCAACAUAAUGACUCGAGUCAAUCCUCUGAUCCAACAGCUUUAAAACUUAGCUAAGGAAAGUUUAGUGCAGAACCUCAUUCCCCAAAAUUCAUGCCCAACUACCUAGGUACUCACGCAUGACCUAUUUGGACACGGCUAUGUUGCGGCUACUUUCAGGGGUGUCUCGCUUAGAACAAAGCCUACCUCGGCUAAAAUAUUUGCACCGAAAUCAUCAUACACCGAAACCUACCGAAAUCUGAUCCGUCCCCACUUUAACAAAUGAAGUGCUUGCAAAUCUCGACCUACCCGCCAUUCACUUCUUGCCGGUCAGCCCGAAGCGCAUGCCCCGAGUCGUGUCUAGGAUAUGGUACGCACAUGAGAUCUAGUAUGUUACAUAAACCGUAACUGAUCCAAUCAUUCCUCACAAACGAAGUAUUGCAUAUGCCAUUAAUGAGAUUCUACGCAGGUCUUCUCAUGCUUACAUGCGACAAUUGAAAGUUCGUGGUUUUCGAGCCACGUGAUACAGAUCUAGCCUCCAAAUUCAAGCGAUGAAGAAGGGGUUGCUAAGGAAAUAAUGCAGCCGUACCCAAAUGCCAUAUAUGCUUGGCGACUAGUGAAAACAGAUGGAUGCGAUAUAUGAGGCCGAUAAGAAGCCCGUGUAACGGGACCCGAAUAGGUGGAGGAUGAGCUGUCAUGCUUUUUACCCGGCUGGCUCGUCGUGUAGCCGUAUCGAUCAUGUGAAAGAGACAGCUAUGGAGCCUUAUCGGAGAGAAAAUGAAUAAGAGAUCUUCCAACCUAAUUAGGCAAGACGAUUUUCAAUUGCAAUAUCACGUUCAGUAAGGUGUCUCAGCUCACGUGUAUGUCUUAUCAACCCCGUUACUGAGCCACCAGACCACUAGCCACAGCAACGAUUUGAGGAUACAUUUCGAAAAUUUGCAAAAGAAGGUCGAGAGGUCAUGAAGGAUGGGAAGGGAAUUGAAGGGCUUUUUGGUAUGACUUUAUUGUCGAAUAUGAUCACGAU
This is a messenger RNA of Sclerotinia trifoliorum, 2467 nucleotides long. The record is from the annotation of a GenBank genome assembly. Lineage: Eukaryota; Fungi; Ascomycota; Leotiomycetes; Helotiales; Sclerotiniaceae.